Molecule: messenger RNA, 7393 nt
Organism: Paramuricea clavata
Lineage: Eukaryota; Metazoa; Cnidaria; Anthozoa; Malacalcyonacea; Plexauridae
Source: the annotation of a GenBank genome assembly
AUCUGGUAGAUCCUUUACUUUAACAUUUGCCAAGUUCUUUCGUUUGGAGUAAAAAUUAUUCCUAACAGAUCGGUGAGUAAAUUUAACAAUGAGUUUUGGCGGUGUGUUUGUAUUAAAAUUUGGCAAUAGCCUUCCUUCCCAUCCCAAUAGCCUUCUCGGGUAUUGAGGGAAUGCAGUUAUGCCAUUGCCCCAAUCUUUGCUAAGUCUUUAAUCAUUCAUUACAUACUGGUACUGUUCCAUCUGAAUGGAAAUCAGCUGAUGUUUCACCAAUUCAUAAGAAAGAUAAGAAAGAACUAGCUAUCAACUACCGUCCAAUUUCACUGCUAUCUAUGAUCAGCAAAGUCUUGGAGCGAUGCGUUUGUAAUCGUUUCUACGAACAUAUCCGAGAUUCAAUUAACGAAGCUCAGCAUGAAUUUCUUCAUGGCCGUUCUUGUACUACACAGCUUCUUUCAACGUUACAUUGUGUUGGACAAUUGCUUGACGGACGGACAUUCUAUUUCUUGACUUUGCCAAAGCCUUCGACUCAGUGGAUCAUGUUAUUCUCUUAAGAAAGCUGAAAGAUUACGGUAUAGCAGGAAACCUUUACAGAUGGUUCUCUGACUACCUGCAUAACUGUACCCAGUGUGUUGUUGUAGAGGGUGCUGCUUUGUCAUGGUCCCCCGUCACUUCUGGCAUUCCACAGGGUAGCAUCUUGGGUCCAAUGCUUUUCUUACUCUUCAUCAACAAUCUUCCUGAUGUCAUUCCCGAAUCUACAUCAACAGGACUGUAUGCUGAUGAUACCAAAUUAUAUAGAGAAAUCUCAACUCCAGAGGAUUGUUCACAGUUACAAGAAACUUUGUCGUGUGCGGAUGUUUGGAGUAAGGAUAACAACAUCAACUUUACUCCCUCAAAAUGUAAAAUUUUGACAUUCUUCCGCCGUAAAACACAUUUUCUUUUCGAAUAUUAUCUGGGAUCAUCCGAAUUGAAGCGUGUGAAUGAUGAAGUUGAUCUGGGAAUCACAGUGACCAGUAACCUUUCAUGGACUACCCAUAUCAAUAAUAUAAAAGUCAAUGCGAACAGGUUGCUGGGUUUGUUUAGAAGAACAUGCCCCUUGCUAACAGACUGCAGUAUCUGGCGCACUCUGUAUCUUUCACUUGUCAAGUCACAAUUAUGCUAUGCCACAGAGGUUUGGUCUCCCUCCCAAUAUAAUAACAAAUUAAAUCUGGAGCAAGUGCAAAGGCCUGCAACAAGAUGGAUCCUUCAAUCGAAGAAAGGUGACAUGACCUACAAGGACAGAUUGAAAUCGACAGGGAAAUUAAGGAUUUGACAUUUAUGUUUAAUUAACUCUUUGUCGACAAGUAGUUUCGCAUUACAUUACGAUUCAAUUUUUCAAAUGUAAAUAUCGCGGCGAGUAUUUACCCCCCUUUAAAACAAAACCCACCAUUGUAAUCCUCACAAAAUAACCUUUCGAACGGGGGGUCAAGUGCUGUCGAACAUUAUACAAACCGAAACAAUCAUAUAUUUAUACUCACUGCUUCGCCAAACAUUCAAACGAUAAAAAGAGUAAUUAAUGCAAUUACUCAAAAAAAAUUAGUAACACUUACUCAAACAAAAAAUGGAGCGAUGCAUUUUUUGCAGUAAUAUUUGCUAUAUAUUGUUUGUAUUUUUGCACUGUUUUGCCUAGAUUUUGGUAACCUAAAGUUAUAAAACUUGCAACUGACCGAUUACAAUUGUAAUAAUAAUGUCAAUGAUAGCUAACUGUGCAAGUUUGCAACAAAUUAAUUCAGGUCUAGUUUGUGAACAGUGUGGUUCCAAAUUCAUCUGAUACCAUGUAAGCGUAGUCUGAGUUUAACAUUCUGAUUCAAUUUCAUUCUCUGAAACAUUGUCAAGAUAAGUAAUGAAACAAAAGACGGCGUCACAGGUUUAUAAUCCUGAUUAAGGUGGCUCCCUACAAUUUUUUAAAUAUGACAAAAUCGUGAUUUAGAUUUAAUUUUUUGAAAAGAGGUUUCUUUUUAGAAGACAAAAAUUGUACCACAUAUAUUGAGCAAUCUUGCAAGAGUUGAAAAUUGUUUACAAAAAUUAUGUCAUUACCGUUGCUAUCCCCAGUCACUGAGGAUUUUAUAUACCUCGAAUGGCUACGGAAACAGAACAAACUACAAAAUGUGUACCUCCUUCCCAAAAUGCUCGAAGUUUCCCCGGUCCUCCCCUCGGUGAAAGGUUUUCAAACAAGAACACAAUGUCCUGGUUGUAAGUCUAUAUAGCGUAUGCGAUGAUCAUAGUUCUUCUUUCCUUUUUCAGCACUUUUCGUGGUAGCUUCAUGAGCAAUUCGGUAAGCCUCGAUCAUUGCAGUUUUCCACUUCGAUACAUAAUCUGAUCGUGAAUUACUUUCCACUUUGUCUGGCAAGUCAAACAUUAAGUCAAUGGGUAGUCUGGGACUUCUACCGAACAGUAGAUACAAUGGUGAAUAGUUCGUGGACUUUGUACAGUGCAAUUGUACGCAUGAACGAGUUUAUUAAGGUGAUCUUUCCAUCUUGACUUAUAUGACUCUAGUAAUGUUCGCAGCAUGCCCAACAAAGUAUGAUUCAUCCGCUCAACUAUGCAGUUACCUUGAGGAUGGUACACAGGUGUAGUCCGAGAGUGCAUUAUGCCGGUUAAUUGUUCUAAUCACUUGAAAAGAUUGUUCGCAAACUCCCCGCCCAUGUCGUGAUGGAUUUUUUCUGGACAUGUUGUGCUUUGACUAUGUCCACGACCCUUAGUUUACUUGCACCAGCAGGCAUUGCCUCAUAGUUUUUAUCAGGCUGUAGUUCUUUCUCAUCAGCGGUUACGGCGGUUAUCCAGAUGUCACCCGUUUCUUGAGCUUUAACCUUGGAGAUAUUAUUUGGUCUAUUAGACUUUCUAGUGCCCUCUAAUGUUCUGUGGUCCACUGCACUAGAUUACGAGAAGAUUGUACGUUAUUUUUCCAUCCAACUUUACCGUUUUCUUCCUUCAACAGAUCAUGGAUUGGUUUUGCUUGCUGUGAGAAGUUCUUAAUAUGCCUAUGGUAAACACAUAACAAACCCACCAGCUUUCGAACAUCACCAACAGUAGGCGGUGUUGUAUGUUUCCACAUCUGAACUGCGCUUGUUGCCUUAGGGUCCAUGCAAUACCUGUGCUGCGAUACUAAUCUACCACAGAAUGAGACUCUUGUUUAAAUAAGUUACAUUUCUUUGGUUUAAGCUUGACUCCCCACUCUUGCAACCAUCUGAGCACUUUACGUAAGUGUUCGAUGUGUUCAGUGAAAGAGCUGGAAAACACAAUCACAUCGUCUAUGUAAGCAAUACAGAUCUCAUCUCUUAACUUGUCGAGGCAGUGUUCCAUGAAAUGUUGAAAAUUGGCAGGGGCAUUCAUUAAGCCAAAAGGGAUUCUCACCCAUUCAUACAAACCCCAAGGAGUUAUGAAAGCUGUGAGGUGUUGACUUUUUGUUCCCAUAAAUCCCUGAUGAUAGGUCUUGUCCUGGUCAAGGACACUGAACCACGAUUUGCGGCACAAACUGUCAAGUGAAUCUUGUAUUCGAGGUAUUGGAUGUCGGUCAGGCAGUUUUUCGAUUUAGUUCCCUAUAAUCUACACACAACCGCAUUCCUCCGUCCUUCUCUCGGACGCAACGACACUACUUGAAUAUGGUGAUUUCAACUUUUUAAUAAAUCCAUGAUUUAAGAGAUCCUCUAUGUACCCUUUGACCUUGGGGUACAAGGGUCGCGGUAUUGAUGCAUAAUUUUUCUGGACAGGUUUCUCACUCGUCAUAGUUAAAUCCAUUGUCAACUCUGGAAUGCAUCUCACAUCAUAAUCAUCUUGUGCAAAAGAUUCACACUCAUCGUACAACAAUUGUUUAACUUGUUUUAACUGUUCACCAUUUAACCCAGUCAGGUCUACAGGAGGCAAGUUUUCAGCACUCACGUUGUUGCAUUCCUUACUUUGAGUUUGAUCAGAGUGCUGACUAGUAGUUGCUUUAGGUUCCUUAAGCUUCACUUCAAUCAGAGUUACAGAGCGAACCAGUUGCAGAUGCCUUACCACUGUUCUACCAGGAAGAAUAAUGUUGUGAUUUGUUUGAUUUGUAAUCUUAACGUUUAUGAGUGAACAGUUCCCUUGCUUUAUUGAUUUAAGUUUCUCUUGUAAUAAUUACCCUGAUGGUAAUUCAGUAUUGUCAAUAGGUUAAAAAAGAACUGGAACAGUGCGGUUUUAUUGGACCAGUGUUCACACAACAAGGUACAUCAAUACUUUGAUUUUUCGGAAUCAAAAUAUCUGUCUUGCGACAUUUUACUUGACAAAGUUCAUCAGGCUCAUUUGCUGAAAUAAGAUCUAUCAACGCUUGUACUUUCUCCCCCUUACAACUACGAAAACCUUUCUUCAUUGCAUUCACAAAUGUUUCUGUAUCAUCACUUAUACUAUUGGCUUCCUCAACAAUUAGUUAUACGACAUUGAAUCCAAUUAUUGGAGGUCCAAUAUUCUCUUUGGUUACCAAAAACGGUACUAAAAUGUCGGGUUCAGUUUCAUUUAACCUCACGCUAAGUUCAAUCCAACCACAAUAUGGAAUUGGCGUGCCAUUUGCAACUUUCAAUUCAAUUUUUCUUUGUACUCCUAAGAGUUCUUCCACAUUUCUGAGUUUACUUGUCAACAACUGUUUAUGCAUGAAAGUUUCUGAAACAAUUGAGACCUGGGCACCGGUGUCCCACAAUGCAGUCACAGUUUGCCCAUGUAAAUGACAGUUUACAGAGCACUUAUUCCCUACUAGCUGUGCAACACAGGUAUGUUGUCUAGGUGACAGGUGACUCGGAUAAAUCUCGGAUUAUCUCCCGGGGCAACAUGGUUAGCUUCUUGCUCAAGCUUUUCCAGCAUCUCAAUGGUCUUGCAUAAGUUCUUAUGCUUUGGCCAGUGUUGUCGCUGACAGGGCCCAGCAUUGCUAGUGUUUGAUCAGCUGAUUUUCGUUAUGUAUCAAGUUUUAGUUCAAUACUUUAAAAAUCUCUAUGCCAGUUUUUUCUCCACAUGUUGGAUAAUAGAAUAUGCGACUCUUUACCGAACAAAAUUGGGACUUCAUCAAGAACUCUUAACUUUGCACCAACCUCAAGUACUGACCUGCAUCAAGUGACCGACUGGACAGAGAAUAAAAAAGAACUUUUGAAAAAACUUCAGUUGUUACAUGAUAAGAGAAUGGCAAUGGAAAUGCACAUUCGUGAACUUGAGCUCAAUGUGCCUGAGCCGCCUGCUGCCGUUAAUUAUCAAAGCAUUUGUGAUAACUGCCAUAUUCGAAGGGAAAUCAGAGAAACGACUCUUGUAACCUUAGUCCAUGCACCUUGUAUUAUAUGUGUGGGCAAAGAAAUAAACACCCCGAACAUUUUGAUGAAAUUAAAAGUGAAAAAAAAAACAACUCAAAGACAUAAAUAAGGAAAUUGACAGUGACAGUGUUGAACUGGAAAAGAAAAACAUUGAUUGAGUUAUUCCAGUCCAAAAGUACUUCAGCGUUUUCUUCUGCCGUAACCACACAUCCUUUAAAAGCUUUCGAUGAGAAAUACUGACUCAAAACUUCAAAGGGUGAAUUAGUUUUGCAGAAAAACAUAGCUACUAUAUGAGCUGCAUGUGGGAAUAAAAUCCCACAAGGAACCAGAAAUGAUGAAAAUUGUUUACAAAAUUGUUGGACAAGCAAAUUGCGAAGAUGAACGAUUUUAAAUCAUCCUUCAGUGGACAAUCGGCAUCAUAUAUAUGGCUACAUCUGGUUUAAAUAAAACCGAAAUAACAUGAAAUGUUUCCCCCAUUCAAUCGCUCGAGAAACGAAAGUCCAAACGCGAAAUGUGUUAUUCAGAUUCAUCAUGUGACGGUGACAGCUCAUUGAGUACCUCGACAGAUUCUUCUGUGGAACGGCGAAGCAAUCAGAAAAAAGGUAAAUGUCGACGGAAAAGUUCUAAAAUGUCAAAUAAAAGAAAGAAAUCAUCUCAAAGACAGAACAAAUGCAAACGCUACAGCAGCUCUGAUACUGACAGUAAUGACAAUAGAAAAUCAUCUGGUAAGGCCAAGGGAGUUUAUGAAAACAAAUCUAGUAUAAAUAGUAAUACUGGGUACAGCAACUUAGAAAAGGAAUACUGGCAAGUCAUUCAGUAACUUGGAAAGUAAUAAUGGCAAGUCAUCCGCCUAAGACUAUAAGUGCUUGCUGGACGAACUUGCAACAAUAGCAAUGGCUAUAAACAAUGAUCAUGAGAAACAGUAAAUAGCUAUUUCGUUGCAUAUUUUAAUAUAGAGGUGUUUACAUGAGUCUGGGCAAUCUUACGUCAACAUCCUUAAUUUGAAAUUUUACCCUUUGAUUUUGUGCAAUUGUACAUGCAAACAUCGAAGGCAUGCAAAUUUGUUGGUAAAGGAAUAAAAGCAACAAUUUUUUACUUGAACCUGACAUGCAUUUCGUGAGCAAUUAGAUCACAAGACACAUGCACGUUCUAAUUUUAGUAAUGAUACAUAGCGUUUCAAAAUAUUUUUUUUAAACCUAUUUCUAUAAUACUUUUUGUUUCCACGUUUUCAUGUGUAAAAAGCCUACUUUGGAACAAAUACAGCAGUGUUUGCCUUUGGCCAAAACGGCAAGCUAUUUGUUUAUGACCAGUAUCCUUGACUUGUAUUUCAUGUAAAAUUCUGGAACAUAUAUAUUUCACAGUCAUGUAAUGAAACACUUAGAGAAAUUUAAUAUUCUGUCGGAUGUUCAGCAUGGGUUUCAGGCAAAGAGAUUGACGCAAUUAAUUCUAACCAUCCAUGACAUGACCAAAGCGAUUAAUGGGAAUAAAUCAGUGCAUGCUGUAGUUUUAGAUUUUGCGAAAGCAUUUGAUAAGGUCCCUCGUCAACGUCUACUAGAGAAAUUAUGGUAUUAUGGGAUACAUGAUUCGUUAUUUAAUUGGUUUGAAUCGUUUCUUCAAGAAUGCUUCUAAACGGUUGUUUGUGAGGGUAAAUCAUCUCAGCCAGUUCCUGUUAUGUCUGGAGUACCACAGGGGCACGGUCGGGACCAUUGUUGUUCCUCAUGUAUAUUAACGCCUUACCCGAUGGUCUCUCUUCCAAUGUCAGGCUUUUCACAGAUGAUGUGUUAGUGUAUGGAGUUAUUGUGGGAGAUGCUGAAUGCGACCAGCUUCAAAAUGAUCUAAUUAAGCUGGAACAAUGGCAGUUGAAAUGGCAAAUGGAGUUUAAUCCGACGAAAUGCAAAGUCAUACGUAUCUCAACUAAAAAAUCUGAACGUGAGAUUUAUAUGUUCUGCAGUAAGCAAUUGGAGCAAGUUACAUCUAUUUCAUACCUAGGACUGACUGUUACUGAUAAGUUAAGAUGGUCAGAUCAUAUUUCUGAGAUUUCAAACAAAGCUGGAAAAACCCUGGGUAUGAUUAAACAAAUUUUUGGUUUUGUCCAAAGGAUGUGA